Molecule: messenger RNA, 673 nt
Organism: Danio aesculapii
Lineage: Eukaryota; Metazoa; Chordata; Actinopteri; Cypriniformes; Danionidae
Gene: mrps12
Product: mitochondrial ribosomal protein S12
Exons: 3
Coding region: 172-603 (143 amino acids)
Biological process (GO): translation
Cellular component (GO): ribosome; small ribosomal subunit
Molecular function (GO): structural constituent of ribosome
Source: RefSeq, a predicted model, not a curated record
UUUUUCCUCCUCCGGGGUAGCUGUGUUUUCAACAUGGCGAUGUGCAUGUCACUGACAUGACCGUUAAGGUGACAAAAUGUCCAGUUUUCUUAUUAGCUGAAAAUAAAAAGCAAUAAUUAGCAAACGUGGGAUUAUUUAUUUUACCGCAACGUACAUGCAGAUGCAUUAAAAAUGGCUUUUCUUGGAAGCCUGAAACCAAUGCUCUCAUCAGCUCUGCAGGCAUCACGCUAUGCAUCUCUGUGGUCUGUACCGCUCUUCAGCCGAACUAUGGCCACCCUCAAUCAGAUGCAUCGCAAAGGCAAACCACCACCUCCUCGCAAAAAGAUCGGUGCCACGUCUGGGCAUCCUCAACUCAAAGCUGUAGUUCUGAAGACCAUGAUCAGAAAACCCAAGAAACCCAACUCUGCCAACCGCAAGUGUGCACAAGUGCGUCUCUCCAAUGGUCAAGAAGCCGUCGUCUACAUACCUGGUGAAGGACACAACCUGCAGGAGCACAACGUGGUGCUGGUGCAGGGAGGACGAACCCAGGACUUACCAGGGGUCAAACUUACCGUGAUCAGGGGCAAAUAUGACUGUGCACAUGUUGUGAAGAAGAAGCAGUAAUUAUUGUGACUGUGUUGUUCUGUAAAAAGUUGGACGUCAGUAAUAAAUGAACUUGGUCGUGAUGGUCUGA